ACCGAUUAGUGGUUAACUGCACAGGAGGCUCUGGAACUUCUGCUCGAGCUUGCCGGUACAGAGCCGAGGUUCCUCCGGCGGCAGCUGGUGGAUGUUGUUGGAGCCAUGCUUCAGAUUGCCGAGGCAGAGUCGCUGGAGGAAGGGACGCGGCAUUUGGCGAUCGAGUUUGUGAUUACUCUGGCCGAGGCGAGGGAGAGGGCACCUGGAAUGAUGAGGAAGCUGCCUCAGUUUAUCAGCAGGAUGUUCGCCAUUCUGAUGAAGAUGCUGUUGGAUAUUGAGGAUGAUCCUGCUUGGCACAGUGCUGAGACAGGGGAUGAAGAUGCCGGCGAAACAAGUAACUACAGUGUUGGACAAGAGUGUUUGGAUAGACUUUCGAUAUCACUGGGUGGGAAUACUAUUGUCCCGGUUGCGUCUGAACAGUUGCAUGCUUAUUUGGCUGCUCCUGAGUGGCAAAAACGCCAUGCUGCAUUGAUUGCACUUGCUCAAAUUGCUGAGGGUUGCUCAAAGGUCAUGAUAAAGAAUUUGGAUCAAGUUGUGGCUAUGGUAUUAAACUCCUUCAAUGAUCAACACCCUCGUGUAAGGUGGGCAGCUAUCAAUGCAAUCGGUCAACUGUCUAUUGAUUUGGGUCCAGAUUUGCAAAUUCAAUACCAUCAAGGAGUGUUGCCAGCAGCCCAGCACUAGCGGCUGCCAUGGAUGAUUUUCCAAAUCCUCGUGUGCAGAGAGCUUAUAAAACUUGGAUUUAAAGUAAGAGCUACAGUGAGGAGUGCUGAGAGAGCUGGUCUACUAAUCAAGGAACAAGUUCUAUCUUAUGAAAAGGAUGUGAGGAGUGCUUGAUAUGAAAAGGAUGUGCAUUAAGAUAUAGAACAUAUGCAGAGUGUUGAGCAAAUGAAGCUUGAUGAUGGAACAAGUGGAGUCAAGGAAAAAAGUGUUGCCAUAAUUUCACAUAUGCGAAAAGUUCACUGGUUUGAGAAAUUUAAUUGGUUCAUUAGCAGUGAGAACUAUUUGAUUAUUAGUGGACGUGAUUCCCAACAAAAUGAGAUGAUAGUGAAGCGAUAUAUGUCAAAAGGGGAUCUGUAAGUAUCUAAUGAUGUAUUACACUACCAUGGCUCUUAACUAAAUUUUGAAGUUUAAAACAUUG
Messenger RNA from Arachis ipaensis, 1138 nucleotides. RefSeq lists its product as uncharacterized. Lineage: Eukaryota; Viridiplantae; Streptophyta; Magnoliopsida; Fabales; Fabaceae. Gene Ontology annotation, biological process: protein import into nucleus. The record is from RefSeq and is a predicted model, not a curated record.